GCAGAGUUGAGUGACCAAAAGCAGCCUGCAUGUCGUGCUGCUCACAAAGGGUUCACUAUGGACAUACAGAUGAGCCCUCUCCUCUGUCUCCUGGUGUACAUGACUUGUGUUGUUCAUGGAGAUAACACACACAGAUUUCUAAUUACAGCCCCGAGUGUCUUUCAUGUGGGGGUGAAAGAACGCAUAUCGGUCCAGGUGGGAGAAACAUUGCAUGACAAGACUGUGUCCUGUCGGUUAGAAACUGAGAUGCGUGUCCCAAUGUCAGCCAGUCAAAGCAAAACAAUCACUGGAAAAGGACAGGUUAAGACGAUGGAUCUUGAGAUUUAUGCGAAUGAAGUUUCAAACCUGAAAUCGACCAUUAAUGGGCCUCCAUACCUCAAUUUGGCUUGUGAUGUUGGAGGUGUCAAACGGAUGGCCCGGGUCCUGGUCUCUCAACACAGUGGUUACAUCUUCAUUCAGACAGACCAACCCAUAUACAACCCUUCAGAAAAGGGUGCAGGCCGUGGCACAGUUAGGUUCAGGAUCUUCACUCUGGAUCACUCCAUGCGACCAAAAUCCGACUAUGUUCAUGUGUCUGUGUUUAACGCUGAUGGAAACCGGAUCAAGAAAAUGAUGGUCAAAGUUGAUGGCAUUUUCUCAAAGAACUUCCACAUUCCUGAUGUUUCAAAGCCUGGUGUUUGGAGGAUAACAGCGCAUUACAAAGGUGAUGAGAAAAAUCCUGCAGUGCGUGAAUUCAAGGUCCAACAGUUUGUUCUUCCCAGCUUUGGAGUUUCCAUUCAGCCAGCAACAGGCUUUCUGCUUGUGAAUGAGACAUUUACAUUCACCAUUCAAGCUUUAUACACAUAUGGAAAGACCAUUGAUGGUGGUUUUCACUGUCGAUUUGGGAUAAAAGAGGAAAAGUCUGAGAAUAAAGGGCAGGAAAUCAAAUUCCUUGGAGGACUGGAGCAAAUGGGAUCUGUGAAAAAAGGCAAAGCUGAGGUUGCAGUUAAAAGUUCAGACCUCAAAUCAAAACUCAAGAAUUUAACACUAGAAGAUUUGGCAGAAACUCAGUCCCAAUUCUACAUUGCCGUCACAGUCACAGACAUUUUAAGUGGAGAGGUGCAGGAAUCAGAAGUUUUUCUUCCCAUUGUUCAGAGUCCAUUCAUCGUGGACCUGUCACGGACAAGAUUAUACUACACCCCGGGAUUUCCCAUUGAAGUGGUGGUCACAGUUCAUCACCCGAAUGGUUCUCCAGCCAAACAUGUCCAGGUGCAUUUAGAUGUAUCAAGUACAGAUAAGAACUCUAUCAGUAUUAAAACUAAUGGAGAUGGAAUAGCAUCUUAUGCUUUCAACUUAAUAGAAACACCACCUUCCAUAUCAGUAAAGGCAACGGUGGAUGGUGUCAAAGAAACGCUAGUAGUGCGGCGUAUCAGUUCCUCAGGAAACAGCUUUCUGUAUAUGAGCGCGACUACUAAGGUUCUGUCACAAGGAGAAUCUAUAGAGGUUAUGCUUCAUGUCAGCGGUAAUCCAGAAGACAGACAAAUUCAUUACAUGACUCUCAGCAGAGGCUCACUGAGAGAAGCAAGAUCUGUCGAUUCAAGUUCUCUAGUAAAAAUCCACAUCCUCAUCACUCCAGAGAUGAUCCCUUCCUUCAGACUGAUCGGCUUCUACUAUAACACUGGUGGGGACAUCAUUGCAGACUCUGUGUGGGUGGAUGUAAAGGACACGUGUGGAGGAAAGCUUGAGGUAAAACUGAGAGAUGAUCACCAGCACCAGCCAGGAGAUUCAGCUGACCUUGAAGUUGAUGUGGGUAAUCAGGAAGAUGCCACUGUGGCCUUACUAGUCGUGGACAAAGGCAUCUACGCCCUCGGCACUCAAAACAAACUCAUUUUAAAACAGGUGUUUGCCUCAAUGCAGUCGUAUGAUCUGGGGUGUUCAUAUGGGGGUGGGGAGAAUACAGCUGCAGUGUUUAAUGAUGCUGGUCUGGCCUUCAUCUCCCACUCGACCACAGUCCGCUCAAUGAUGAGAAAAGGUUUCAGCUGUAAAUCUGGGUUUAGACGAAACAAACGCUCUAUAGAUGUCCAAGCCGAAAUGGCUAGAAAAGAGGCUGCAUUUGAUAUGGAACAGCAGAGGAAAUGUUGUCGUCACGGCUUUACGCAGAUUCCAAUGAGGCUCACUUGUGAAGACAGAGCGAAACGAGUGAGCAAACUGGAAAACAAAGACUGUGUCGAUGCCUUCAGAGAAUGCUGUGAGUUUGCAACCAAACUAAGAGACAAAAAGAGGAGAGAGGAUCUAAAAAAAGGACAUGCUCGAACUGCUAAUGCCAAUGAAAUCGAGGAAUUAUUUGACGAUGAAGUACAAACUAUUCGCCGGCAUUUCCCCCCAAGCUUUGACUUUAGAGAGAUUAAGGCUAAAGGAAAAUUUGGAUACAAAAUCUAUAUACCUGACUCUAUCACAACCUAUGAGAUCCAGGCUGUCAGCACGUCUAUAUCACAUGGUUUUUGUGUGGCAGAGCCUGUUGACCUUCGUGUAUUUAAGGCACUGUUUUUGUCCUUGAGGCUUCCCUAUUCUGUGAAACGCUUCGAGCAGCUGACUAUAGUUGUGGUGAUCUUUAAUUAUGGCAAGAUGGACUAUGAGCUUAUUGUGCGCAUGAGAGAAGUGGAAGGUCUUUGUUCACCAGGAACAUCAUCCUACGUCACUAUCCAUCUGGACCCUGAGUCCUCUCAGACUGUGACUUUCUCUGCUGUUCCCAUGGUAACAGGCGAAAUUCCCAUCAUCAUUGAACUUUAUGACGCUGAAGACAGAAAACAGGUGGACGCCAUUCAGAAGAUGCUCUUGGUCAAGAAUGAGGGAGUUGAAAUAAGAAGUGAACAGACUUAUGUCAUUAAUCUGGAUGGUAGAAGUGACCAAAACGUUUUGAUCAAUGGAGUUUUCCCAAACAACACAGUGCCUGAAACAGACGUCAACCUGUUCGUCAAGCUAGAAGAAGAUGGAUUUGGCCAGUCGACUGCUGCUCAGCUGCUUUCACCAAUUAAAGUGGAAAACCUGAUCAUGGAACCUACAGGCUGUGGAGAGCAGACUAUGAUCAGAAUGUCUCCGACUGCCUUAUCAAUCCACUACUUAGACAAAAUUAACGGCUGGCUGGAGCUGGAAGCAGGGUCCAGAGACAAAGCACUUGAUUUUAUUGAAAAAGGUUAUGAACGGAUUUUGACAUUCAAGAAGCCUGAUGGAUCAUACGCAGCUUGGAUCGACCGUCCAACAAGUACCUGGUUGACGGCUCUAGUGGUGAAGGUGUUGUCCCUCGUGGCUGAUCGGCAGAUAGAAACCAAACAACAAAAUGGAUUGACAGAAAAGGAGAUUUCUCAGGAGGAAAUCCGCAAAUCAGUCCUUUAUCUGAUUAAAACACAGAGUUCAGAUGGAUCCUUUACUGACUCUAAUCCAGUCAUUCAUCGGGAAAUGCAGGGUGGUGUUGGGGGAGUUGAGCAAGAUGCCUCUUUAACAGCUUUCAUCACUAUAGCCCUCUGUCGCUCCCUGCCUUUUCUGGACAAAGAAACAGCCGAUGUGAGGAACAGCAUCUCCCGUGCCACUGACUUCCUGCUCGCACGGGUUAAGGAUCUGAAACGACCAUAUGCCUUAGCCAUUACAGCGUACUGUUUGUCUACCUGCCUUACUGACCAAACUCCUGCAAUCUCAGCUUGGGAGAAACUCAAAAGUAAAGCAAAAAAAGUAACGCAGAAUGAGUGUCUUGUAUGGGGAAAUGAGGACACUAUGCGAUUGGAAAAUGAGGCUAGAGGUUACCUGGUUCCCUCUGGAGUGGCACUGACAAUAGAGAGCACAGCAUACGCUCUCCUGACCGCACUCAAACAUAAGGACCUCGAGACGGCACGUAGAGCUGCCUGUUUCUUGUCUUCACAGGAGAACUAUGAAGGGGGUUUUAAAUCAACACAGGACACUAUUGUGGCUUUGGAGGCUCUCUCUGAGUACAGAUUGAGCAUACCAGAACCUCCCAUCACUAGCAUCAAUGCACAAUUCACCGUGACAGGCAGAUCUGAGACUGAGAAGCUGCUUUUCGACAACAAUGAAAAGGGAGUUGAAGCAGAAUUGAAGAGACUUCUCGGAAACAACAUAAAUGCAAAGUUUUCGGGAAAAGGAAAAGUUCAAAUGAAAGUGGCAAAAGCUUAUUAUGCUUUUAAGGAAGAUACCAACUGUGCUGAUGUGUCAAUAAACGUUACUGUGACGGGAAAAGUACAAUACACAAAACGGAUACAAGAAAAUUAUGAUUAUUAUGACUACGAAAACGAAGAGGAGACGAAGGAAGAGGAAGACUUCCCUCGAACCAACAUCGAGUGGUUUGAUGCCCGCAGCAGACGCAGACGUGACACCGCGCAAAACAACCAACAUGACGUGAUAUACGAAGUGUGCGUUAGUCACGCUCAGGGGAGGAACCUCUCUGGAAUGGCAAUUGCUGACAUCACUCUUCUUAGUGGCUUUGUUGCUGUCGAUGCAGAUCUAGAAAAGCUGAAAACCCUGGUUGAUAGCUAUAUUUCUCACUAUGAGACAACAAAAGGAAGAGUCUUGUUGUACUUCAAUGAGAUAGAAGCCGAUGGGAUGUGUUUGGCAUUUGGAGCUGAGCAAGAUGUACCCAUUGGUUUAAUUCAACCAGCUCCUGCUACGUUUUACGAUUACUAUGAGCCAGACAGGAGAUGCUCCGUGCUCUACAGCGCCCCCAAGAGGAGCAAGAUGGUUUCUAUUCUGUGUUCUGAUGAUGUUUGUCAAUGUGCAGAAAAGGGUUGUUUCACAGAAAGGAAAACAUUUGAGAUGAAGAUUUACAAAAAGGACCGCUUUGAAUAUGUCUGUUACCGGUACCAUGUUGAUUAUGCUUUAGAGGUUAGCGUGGAAAGAGCUGAUGAAGAAGGCAGCUUUAUACUGUACUCCACAACUGUAAAUGAGGUCCUCCGAUACAAUGAGGACCAGGCUGUGAAGCCAGGCAGCAGCCGGGUGUUUGUUAAGAGGAAACACUGCAAGAGUGAGCUGAAAGUGGGCAACACAUACCUCAUCAUGGGCAAUGAUGGCCGUACCAAAGACUUGGAUGGAAGCAUGAAGUACCUGCUGGAUUCAAAGACAUGGGUUGAGCAGAAGCCAACAAACUCAACAUGCUUAGCGUCAGUCAAUAAGCAAUUCUGUUUGGGAUUCAAAAAAUUUAUGAAAGAGUACCAAGUUGAUGGAUGUGAUGUUUAAUCUGUGUUUGGGGCAAUUUAAUUACUCCACCUGACACAAAGCACAAAGGCUUUGAUUCUACCAUAAACCUACACUUCUCUUUUAUUAACAGAUUGUGAGCGAGAACCUUAAUUUGUAGGACUUGGUUUGACCGUUAUCAUGCCUUGUUGGCUUUGUGUAUGGAAAUGGCAUCCUUUACAAUUUCACCUUAUACUUCAAUAAUGUAGUCUCACAUUUUAGAAACAACCAUAAUUCAUCAAUUUAUUGUAUAAUAAGGCUAUCACAAUACCAGAAUUUGACUACAUGAUUAUCAUGCUCAAAUGAAUUCACAAUAUUAUUGGAUCUCUACUGAAAUGUUUUAAAUAAAGUUAUCAGUCAGUCAAAUUCAUCUUUUAUUUUUUUUUUUGGGGGGGGGUGAGGUUUGCAAAUGAAUCCCUAUCCCAAUACAAGCGUAGGAAGGCAAAACAGAGUUUGUGGCUCUUAAGGCAAAAACUAUGAUAAAGUAUCAAGCAAUGCUGUUGCUGUCCUUCCGAAACCUUUCGCUGUUUUUCAGGAAAUGGAAAAAACACUGUACUUUCUUUACUCAACUCAACUUUAAUUGUAUGAAAAUGAAAAUUGUAAAAAGCGCUAUAUAAAUAAAGUUGUACCUGCAAAAACAAGAAAAAGGGUGAAAACAUAGAAGACAGACAUACCCACAUACAAAACACUCCACACACACAAUAUGCACACGUACUAACACACAGUCAUAGACACACGGACGCGCACGCACGCACACACGGACACGGACACGCACGCACGCACGCACGCACACACACACACACGUACACAAACAAGUACGCGCACACACACAUGCUCAGUGAGAGCACACAUUUAAGAUAAAGGAGAGAGAAGCACAGGUCAAAUAUAACAGACUAUAAAUUCCUAUAUGCAAUAUUAAUUACAGUUUUUGCCCAUUGCUUGAACAC
This is a messenger RNA of Triplophysa rosa, 6161 nucleotides long. RefSeq names its product complement 4B (Chido blood group) (gene c4b). Gene Ontology annotation, molecular function: endopeptidase inhibitor activity; protein binding. Gene Ontology annotation, cellular component: extracellular region. The transcript has 41 exons. The coding region runs from base 58 to 5217 and encodes 1719 amino acids. Gene Ontology annotation, biological process: complement activation. Lineage: Eukaryota; Metazoa; Chordata; Actinopteri; Cypriniformes; Nemacheilidae. The record is from RefSeq and is a predicted model, not a curated record.